AUGACGUCAUCUUCACCGUCUCCACAAGCUUCAAUGCUUUUAUACUGGCACGAGAACCAAUACGACGACCGUAACAUCCAAAUUCACGGCCGAACAAUCUUCUUCGCCAUGGCUUUAUUCUCCGUCGUCAUCUUCUUCGCUUUACUCACUCUAUACAUCCACCGGUGCUGCCUCCGCCGCGAUUCCAUCGACCUCCACGCGCCGCCUUCUCCUCUCACGCGGUGCGUUAGCGGAGGAGGGCUUGAUCCGGCUGUGAUUCGAAGCUUACCGGUGGUUCUUUGCCGGAGAGAAGCGGCGGAGCAAGAGGAGGAGAGAGAGUGUUGUAUAUGUUUAGGUGGUUUCGAGGAAGGAGAGAAGAUGAAAGUGCUUCCUACGUGUCACCAUUGUUACCACUGCGAAUGUGUGGAUCGGUGGCUUAAGACCGAGUCGAGUUGUCCGCUCUGCCGUGUCUCCAUACGAGUCGACUCGCCCGUGUCGUUGCCAAUGCAUUGA
This is a messenger RNA of Arabis nemorensis, 492 nucleotides long. The record is from the annotation of a GenBank genome assembly. Lineage: Eukaryota; Viridiplantae; Streptophyta; Magnoliopsida; Brassicales; Brassicaceae.